AUGAAGGGUGACAAGACGACGUCCCAGAAGCAAGCGGGCCGAAGCAAACCGGCGGGUGCUCGCGAAAGGUGUUCGGUGCGUCAUGAUGAUGGCGCCUUGCGGUCGACUUCGUCGGUGUCUUCAAACCGCAUCUCGGUCGUUGCGACAAAGGUUGGAGUUCCCGGGGGUGAAACGUCGUUUCCGACAACGACCCUUUCGCUAGGGGGCGGCGCUCACGGAAGGUCUACAGACACGACUGGUGACGAUGCCUUGCCGUCGGUGACUUCGUCUGCGUCCCGUGCCCAUGACCCGACCGGUGCGGCAACAGGUAGAGUUCCGGGAGACCGUGCGAAGAGGGCGUCUUCACGCCCGUCAUCCGCGAGUGCUAGCUGCAGAGCAGAAACCCGCAGGAAGUCUGCACUCUGUUCGACAAGCGACAUCGCGUUACCUUCCAUGUCGUCCGCCGAGACAAGCAGCGAUGACAAGUCUGCUAUUCCCACUGGACGUCUUGCGGAACUGGCGGCCGUGGGCGACGGAACUACGUCAGAGGCCAGCGCGAGCGACGCUGCUUGUCGCACGAACUGCCCCAAGAGGGCCGCGCGCAGGCCGUCUCGCUAUGAUGACGGGUGCUCGCCUUUCUUCAAGCAGCGAAAGUACAAAGGCCGCGCGUCGUCUGCCCCACAAAAGGAUCCCGUCGCUUCUGAAGACGACUUGAAAAUGCAAUGGUGUCGGGACUGUGGCAAGAGGUUGAUACCUUCGGAAGUUGUGAUGUUUAAAGGGGACACCGAAAGCGCAGUGGAAGAGGUGUUGGCGAUCAUUGACACUCGGAUAACGUCGUCCCUUUGCGCCAAGGACGACGUGGCACAGCAACCGCUGUUUAAAAUUACAAAUUUUACAGUAUACGACGAACAUGGGCAUGUAUGCGCCUUUGACGGAGGCCUGAUCGAAGCCGACGUGACGCUGUACCUUAGCGGCCACAUCAAAAGUAUUUGCGCGGACGACCCCGGACUGCAAGACAGUGUGGCUGUCGCAAGGGCGGGUCCCGUCGUCAGCUGGUGGACGACGGGCUACGACGGAGGCGUCAACGUCGUCCUGGGCUUAGGCACGGCGUACGCCGAAUACGUUCUGAUGAAGCCCAGUGAUCAGUACGAGCCCUACAUGAAGCGAAUGGGCGAGAAGAUGUAUCUUCUCAGGGGAGUCCUGGAGAAGCUAAUUGAGAGCAGCGGCGACGCCAGUUUUGACGAAGUCGUGCAUCACCUUGAAACCCUGGAGGGCCUACCGAUCGACGUGGGACCACUGACGCUCGAGACUCUGCACCAGUACUCGCAAUUCGUGGUGGACCAGGUUCAGGCGUACGACUUGGCAGACGACGCCGACGAUGGCACGCUGCUACUGGAUAGCGCCUUCAUCUGUGAUCUUAUCCGCAUCACCGGCGCUGUCAUCAGGAACGUGCCCAAAUGGAGGUCGUUACCAACCGUCGAACACAGGGAGGCCAAGAAGCCGAAGUCGCCGUUCGUGAUGCCCGCAGUGUGCAAGACGCUGGAAGAGCUCUGCAAGGCCGCCAGCAGUACUCCGAAGAGGUUGGUGCCCGCGAGGAAGAACAGAUGUGGAUUGUGCGAAGCCUGUCUGGCGUCCGAGUGCAAGGUGUGUGUGUUUUGCCUCAAUAUGAAGAAGUAUGGAGGACCGGGCACGUUCAAGCAGUGCUGCGUUCGUAGACGGUGCCAGCAGAGGCAUCUCCUGGACAGUGUUGACUGCACGGGCACUGACUCUAUGGACCAAGAAGUCUCGACGCUUCCCGAUGAACCCUUCGCGCAGAGGGAAUUCGUCAAAAGAUAUGGCAUCGAUGUUGUCUGGACCGGAGAAUCUCUAGGGACGAGCGAGGGCAAGACUUUCUACCAGUGCUGCAGUAUAGGAAGCGAUCUGAACGUGACUGUUGGAGAGGGCGUGAUUGUUCUUUCAACUCUGCUGGAUAUCAAGUGUUACAUUGGCCGUGUGACGCAGCUCUACGCUGACAAGGAAGGGAAGAAGUUUGCUCAUGUCAUCUGGUUCAGACGUUACGAGGAGACCAUAUUUGGCAGUUACUUCUUCGGUGUUAGUGGCGAGCUUUUCUCGACGACGGAAUGUGAUGAAGUGCCCUUGGAAGCCAUAAGAAACGUCUGUAGCAUCGUUUUCCAUGGAAAAGACGGUGCCCACGUAGACAUCGCGCGAUUGAAAGGGUCCACGUUCUUCUACAGGUUCCAGUGCCACGUGAAGACGUGCACAUUCACCGAGGCGAAUGCCGAAUGCCCGAGUUGCCUGUGUGCUCAGCAGCAAAAGUGCGCGAAGACGCUCGCGUACCUUCCGAAUAUAAACAGCGAUUGCUUUUUCGUGAAACCCAGUGCCAUUCGUGUGCCGCUGAGGCCGAAGCUAAGUGAGACAACGCAGGAAGAUAGUGUUGUGCCGGUACUGUCGGGCAACAAGUUUACCGAAAGUUACAGGAAAAUUCUGCGCCCCCCACAUAUAGAGGACUGCAACUCACCAGACCCGUAUCGCAUCUGCUGCAUUGUAUCCAAAGGACCGAAAGGGAAGACGAGGCGGACAAAUGGAGAUUCGACUUUGCUUGUGCAGCCAUUCUACAGAGAUUACGAAGUCACCGAAGGCUCCAAAGACAAGCUUCACCUCUGCCUUUCGCCGAAGUCCUUCUCUAUCGAACUGACAGAUGUCGUAGCUCCGUGCGAAGUGGUAUACAGAGUUGGCGGCUCCCUGGGCACAUGUUUUGACACCGUACGUCCUCCCUUCUACUUCUCGCAGUGCUACGAUGCGGAAGAGAACACAUACUCGGAGCCAACUGCCGAGGCGAAGCAGAUCGGCCUCCAUCUCGUCUCCUGUUCCCCCCCGCCGGACACCCUCAAAGCCAUCGACGUGUACUGCGGUUGCGGCGGUCUCUCACUUGGUCUGCUGCAGUCGGGAGUGGCCGAGACCGUGCUCGCACUGAGCGACAACGAGCACCACCUGAACACUUUCAGGAUGAACUUCCCGUUCGUGUGUGCACCUCGUUCGUGCCCUUCAAAUGUGCUUAGAGGCCUACAGUCGGGCAAGGCGAGUCUUGAGCUGUCAGUUUUCAAGAGAGGUGAAAUUCACCUGGUCUGCGGAACCCCGUCGUUCGAGUCGUCGAAGUGUAGCGACGGCCUGCCGCUGUCGAACUCCCAGCUGGCCACGUUCCUAGGAUUUUGCGAGUUCUACGACCCACAAUACGUCGUCCUCGUGGCCGAGAGGCGUGCGGUGAAGUACAACAAUGGUUCCGGACUUGUCAUUGCGCUGAAGUGCCUUUUGGACCUCGGCUACCAGACGUCCUGCAGCAUUCUCCAGGACGGCUGCUACGGAAUACCGCAGAGACAUCGGCGGCUCGUCAUUUUUGGCGCCAAGAGGGGACUCGCGAAGCUGCCUGCUUUCCCACCGGUCACUCACGCUUUCGACAUCCCGGAAAGACACCUGACCUUCUCCUUUGACGGGCGCGCCUACACUAGUCCUCUGGCGGCCACGUCGGCCGCGCCGUACCCGAGGACUACGCUGAGGGACGCCAUCGGAGACCUCGCACGUGACGGCGGAGCAGGGCCCGUUACGGAUUUCAUGCGGUUCUGCGGGAGACGUGGUGCGCCGAGCGACUCCGAUUGCUUCAAGCGGAUGAAUCCUAUGGCCCAAGCGAGGAUAGAACUCGUUCCCAGAACUCGCGGAUCGGACUGGCGUGACUUGCCCAACGUGGAGGUCCAGCUGAGUGACGGCACGACCGCGAAGCGCCUCGUAUACACGCACAAGUGCGCCUCGAGCCCGUACAGGCACCAGCGAGGCGUAUGCGCGUGCGCCGAGGACAGUACGACUCCGUGCGACCCCAGGUAUCGCCAGGAGAACACGCUCAUCCCUUGGAGCCUUGUGCACACGGCCCACCGCAGCGGCCAGUGGAGUGGCGUCUACGGUCGGCUCCAGUGGGACGGCUACCUGCACGGCGUCGUGGCCAACCCCGAACCGCUGAGCAAGCAGGGUCCGGUCAUUCACCCCGAAGAGGACAGGGUUAUCAGCGUGCGCGAGUGUGCUCGGAUUCAGGGCUACCCGGACGACUUCGUGUUCUUGGGUCCAACUCUGGAGCGGUACAAGAUGAUCGCCAUGAGCGUGGCUCCUCUUCUGGCGAUCGCUAUCGGCAGAGAGUUAGCCAAGACGCUGCAUUAAAUGAGCACUUUGACUGAUUGGAAUGUUGGUCAAAAAAA
Messenger RNA from Rhipicephalus microplus (southern cattle tick), 4220 nucleotides. RefSeq names its product DNA (cytosine-5)-methyltransferase PliMCI-like. The record is from RefSeq and is a predicted model, not a curated record. Gene Ontology annotation, biological process: DNA methylation-dependent constitutive heterochromatin formation; negative regulation of gene expression via chromosomal CpG island methylation. NCBI's taxonomy places the organism in Eukaryota, Metazoa, Arthropoda, Arachnida, Ixodida, Ixodidae. Gene Ontology annotation, cellular component: nucleus. Gene Ontology annotation, molecular function: DNA (cytosine-5-)-methyltransferase activity; DNA binding; zinc ion binding.